Messenger RNA from Anopheles maculipalpis, 913 nucleotides. RefSeq names its product ATP synthase mitochondrial F1 complex assembly factor 1. The record is from RefSeq and is a predicted model, not a curated record. The transcript is spliced from 2 exons. Gene Ontology annotation, cellular component: mitochondrion. Gene Ontology annotation, biological process: mitochondrial proton-transporting ATP synthase complex assembly. NCBI's taxonomy places the organism in Eukaryota, Metazoa, Arthropoda, Insecta, Diptera, Culicidae. Bases 65 to 913 code for a protein of 282 amino acids.
AUUUUGUGCUCUCAACAUUUGUUUUGAUUCGGUAACGAUAUACGUAAAGUUCAGAUUUCCAUUCAUGGCUGCAAUAGCGUUUGUGCGCCGUUCUUUUCUACGUUCUCACAAGUUUGCAGCUAAUCGAAGCUUCCACAUGUCCUCUGUCCGUGAGCGAUCGGAAAAGGUGCUGGAGGAGAUGAAGGAGAAAAAUCCGUACUUUGAGAAGUAUGCGAACAAAAUCGCGGCCGUGCAACAAAGUUCGCCGGAAGAAUUUCUAUCCCGGCUCGAUAGUGUCGAGAAGGAAAAGAAAAAACCUAAAUUUGGACCUUCCGAGGUGGAACGGGACUACACGGAACUGCUACAACCGAAAGCACCGCUAGGCACGGAAGCGACGAGAGACCGUUCACAUCGUAAGCUCAGCGAUAUCAUGCGCUUGGAGUUAAUCGAAGAUAAAUCAGCCGAUGAUAUCAAGCAUCUGUGGUUGGAGUAUCAUAAAAACAAGGAUGUCAUUACGGCUGCAAUUCCGGUGGAUCAGUUCAAGCUGAUGAUGGCUCGUGCUAAGCUGUACCCUGUGUUUAUCCUUCCGAUACCACGAAGCCAAGGGUACGAAUUCAUAAUGUUGCAGUUUGCGGCAAACACGGUGCAUUUCACACCGUUGUUGAAUUACCAGGUUCACAAAGAAAAUGCACCCGAAUGCUUAAACAUUACCAUGUUCACCGAAUGCUCGGACAAAGGAAUUGUGCUAAUGCGGGGAGAAUUUGACACGAAAGUGCUCAACGCCCAAGAAGCUCAAUGUUUGGCCAAUCAAGUACAACUAUAUUACAGUCAAAACAAUGAGUCCAAAUUGCGCCUGCUGGACACGUUUACUCAAAAUCCGGACAAAUUCAAGCAUAUGGAUAUCAUAGAGGAGUUAAAUAACUUGAAAAUUUAA